Molecule: messenger RNA, 1122 nt
Organism: Elaeis guineensis (African oil palm)
Lineage: Eukaryota; Viridiplantae; Streptophyta; Magnoliopsida; Arecales; Arecaceae
Source: RefSeq, a predicted model, not a curated record
AUGCACCUGAAGUAUCUGGAUUUGAGCUUGAACAAUUUUUUUGGAGCUCGUAUUCCUAAAUUCAUUGGCUCCCUUGUGCAUUUAGAAUAUCUCAACCUCUCCCAUGCUGAGUUCAGUGGAUCCAUUCCACUUAAGCUUGGAAACCUCUCGCACUUGCACUUCCUUGAUAUUAGUUGGAAUGGUUAUUAUUUUUAUGAUUCUGGAUGGACCUCCUUACGUGCUGAUAGCCUUCAUUCACUCUCCAAGAUCCCUUCUUUGCACUCGCUUGACUUGUGUUGUGUCAACCUCUUCAAUGCAGCCAACUGGCUUCAUGAGAUGAACAUGCUCCCUUCUCUAUUGGACUUGCAUUUGUCAGGUGCUUUGCCUCCAUUGUUUGGAAAUUUAAGUGCAAUGAAGAGGACACAGAAUGCAGAAAAACCAAUGCUUACAGACUUCAAUGCGUACUAUACAGAGGGCUUAGUAAUGACCACAAAAGGAAUAGAAAUUGAGUAUACCAGUGUGCUCUCAUUUGUAAUGAGCAUAGAUCUCUCACGCAACAAUCUUUCUGGGAUAAUUCCAAUAGCACUGGUAAAUCUCCAUGGAUUGUGUUUCUUGAAUCUCUCUAACAAUCACUUCACAGGAAAGAUCCUGAAAAAUAUUGGUGCCUUGACACAGUUAGAAUCACUUGAUCUGUCGGUGAACAAUCUCUCAGGCAUGAUUCCCUCAACUAUUUCCUCCAUGUAUUAUUUGAAUCACUUGAACUUGUCCAACAAUAACUUAUCUGGAAGAAUUCUAUGGGGAAAACGAUUACAAACAUUCUAUGAUCCCUCUAUUUAUAGUGGCAAUCCUGAUCUUCAUGGAUGGCCUUUUCCAUGGUGCUUUAAUGGUGACCCUUCUAAAAGUCUAUUUCAAAAUGGAGGACAAGAGGAGGAACAUAGAAAUGGCGAUGAGUCUGAAAUGAUAUGGUUUCAUGCUUGCUCUGCACUGGGUUUUGUUAUGGGGCUCUUGGGGUUCAUCUAUGUGCUCAUGAUCAAACGAGCUAUUAGGAUUGCUUAUUUCCACUUGAUUGACAUGACGUAUGAUUACAUCUAUGUGCAAUCAGCAAUAAGAUUUGCCGAAUUGAGUCCAUCUUGCCCAUCUUAA